CCCUGGAGUUUACAGCUGCAAAGAAAACACACACACACUCAUGCACAAAACCAACUGUGGAAUGUUUUCCUGCUUCUGAGCAGGGUUGAUGGCUCCAGAGAGUUCUCUGAGCACCUGACAUCUCCUUGCAUUUCCACACCACAGGGUUGGAAAAAUCGAUGGAAGUAAAGGUUGUUCUUUGGCCGACAACAAAUCAAUCAAUCAAGAAACAAGCAGGCCAUCAGGCCAGAGAGAGUCUGCCCGCCUAGCUCACCACUCCCGUCAUUCCUGGGCCAUUGAGGGGGCACCUGCCAGAUGGCUCCCCUGAGACCUCCUAGGACAAGGGAAGGUCAUUUCCCAAGGGCCAGAGGAGGGAUGCUGGAGAAGCUCCACCACGCGUGCAACGGGCCCGGGCUAUCGGUGCUCUGCUUCAUGCGCCACGACGUCCUGGAGUACUUCAGCGUCUAUGGGACGGCACUGAGCAUGUGGGUCUCGCUGAUGGCACUGGCUGACUUCGACGAACCCAAGAGGUCGACUUUUGUGAUGUUUGGCGUCCUGACCAUCGCCGUGCGGAUCUACCAUGACCGCUGGGGCUACGGGGUGUACUCGGGCCCCAUUGGCACGGCUGUCCUCAUCAUCGCCACAAAGUGGCUGCAGCAGAUGAAGGAGAAGAAGAGUCUGUACCCGGACAAGAGUGUCUACACCCAGCAGAUAGGCCCUGGCCUCUGUUUUGGGGCACUGGCCCUUAUGCUGCGCUUCUUUUUUGAGGACUGGGAUUACACCUAUGUCCACAGCUUCUACCACUGUGCCCUGGCCAUGUCCUUCGUCCUCCUGCUCCCCAAGGUCAACAAGAAGGCUGGAAGCGCGGGGCCCCCUGCCAAGCUAGACUGCUCUACCCUUUGCUGUGCUUGCAUCUGACCUUGCAAGGCCCCCUGGCCCUUGCCCGCCGUGAGCCCCCCACCCGCCCCCAUCUCAGGCCCCCAGAGAGAGGCCUCCUGCCCUUCCUGACCCCGGAGUACCCAGGGGCUUCGUCUCCCCUCUGAGCCUGACGGGUCCCUGGGGAUUUGGGGAGCACCCUGCCCACUCCCUAGGGUUCCCCCGAGUGCCAAACACCAUGCUGGAAAAAGGCGCACUCCCUCCCCCGGCCCCCUCCACCAGUCCUGCCCAAUGGGUGUCUGCAGAAGCCCAGAACCAGCACGUGUCCCCAUAUCGGCCCUUCCCUCCGCACCCAAAAGUGUGGGCCAAGCCCCAGCCAGAGGGGUUCUGCCCACGCCCUCCUCACAACAUCUGUUUUCUCUUGGAAAUUGGCAUCGCUGCUUCUGUCCCAUGCCUCAGGCUCUGUGCAAACCCAUCAGGAAGCCGCGGUCUGCGGGGCAGCUCUGUCCCUGGCCCAGGCCUGCGUGGCCACCUCUCCAGCCGGGUCCUCAAUACCUGACCCCACUGUGUGCCCUGUCUUCUCAUCCCCUGCUCUAAUUCUUAAAACAA
Molecule: messenger RNA, 1464 nt
Organism: Canis lupus familiaris (dog)
Lineage: Eukaryota; Metazoa; Chordata; Mammalia; Carnivora; Canidae
Gene: MYMK
Product: myomaker, myoblast fusion factor
Exons: 6
Coding region: 295-897 (200 amino acids)
Cellular component (GO): plasma membrane
Source: RefSeq, a predicted model, not a curated record